Molecule: messenger RNA, 6849 nt
Organism: Heteronotia binoei (common prickly gecko)
Lineage: Eukaryota; Metazoa; Chordata; Lepidosauria; Squamata; Gekkonidae
Gene: TTC3
Product: tetratricopeptide repeat domain 3
Exons: 46
Coding region: 138-6035 (1965 amino acids)
Molecular function (GO): protein binding
Source: RefSeq, a predicted model, not a curated record
GAGAAGGCAGAGCAGGAGCCAGAGUGGGUUGUCUGUCGUGGUAGUUCGUGAAGAGAGGCUGGGUAGCGGAGCACUGGGAGAGUUGCGGGAGCGGAGAAGCAACGCAAAGGCUCGGCUGCCGACCUGGAACAUGCGGCAUGGAGAGUUAUAUAUGUGAAACACAAGUUCAUGACAUCAUGUUAUAUGGUACUUUUGUUAAACCAUGUUGUGCACUGGCUUGUGAGAAAUUCGAGAAGUGUUCUUCAAUGAAAUAUGAACCAGAUGAUAUCUGGACAAUAUGGUGUAAUAAGCCAGUGUAUGAGCUCCACAAAUAUUGUGAUGUGAUUAAAAUAUACACCUUUUGGCCAUUUUUAUUUGAACGUAGACAUAACCUCAAUGAGAGAUUUAAUGGAGAUCUCAGUGAAACUUACUUCUGUGAGCUAACAUUGGAGAGCCUGAGUGAAAUGGAGACGUUAGAAGAUGUUACUGAUCUCGCCAAAAGAUAUGCAAAUGUUCCACAUUUCAUCAAGGGCAUAUUGAGAAUUGGAAAUGAAAUAGACAGUAGACUCUUUAACAUUACAGAGGCCUUUGAAUGGUUGAAAUAUGCAGAUGACAUUGGGAUUUUACACAAACUAGAAACUCUUGGAAACUAUUGUUGGCCUUUUCUAGAAGCCUUUUUUGCUGAAUACAAAUAUUAUAUAAGUAAAGUUGUACUGGAGGAUUACAAUUUAGUAGAAGAAUUUGAAUCUCAUCACUGUGAAAGUUGUAUAAAGAAAAGUAACGAUAUGAAAACAAGAGGGAAUGAAGAAUUUGCUAAAGAGAACUUUGAAAUUGCUAUUGCCUCCUAUACAAAAGCUGUAGAACUUUGGCCUGAGAAUCACCUUCUUUAUGGUAACCGGGCCCUGUGUUUUCUCCGAACAGGACAGUAUAAAAAAGCCCUGGGUGAUGGAAAAAGAUCUAUUAUUUUGAAGCCCAGCUGGCCAAAGGGACACUAUCGAUUCUGUGUUGCACUAUCACUUUUGGGAGAGCACAAAAAAGCACUGGAAGCCAAUGAGAGUGGUCAACAACUGUGCAGCAGUAGUCCUGAAGGAAUCAAGGAUCUUAUUCAGCAGCAUGAGAAAUUAAAAAAGCAAAUGGAUGAAAGUAGAGGUAUUAAGCAAUAUAAACACAGAAUGAAGAAAAUAGUGUUUCAGAAAAAUUCUUCAGAAUCUGCUUCAGUCAGUAACCAACAAUUAAAAAAAUCUAAUGAAAAGAAAAUGCAGUUUGACAGUCACAGUCACCUCAAUCAGAAGAAACAUAUGAAAGCGGCUCUUGAUGCACAAAAAAAAGAACACAAUGACUGGUUUCCAGAUUUAGGACCCAGUGAAAAUACAGGAAGAACAAGGAGCAGAAUAAGUGAUUCUGAAAAGAUAAGCAUCCAACUGAAUUCUAAAGUUGACUAUCAAAACUGUGUAGACAAGCAGGAUACUCCUUGUAGUUCUUUGUUUCAGGUGGAUGGAAUGCUGUCAGUAGAGGAGUUGAAGACUUAUGUAAAAGAUGGAUGUACAGCCUUGAUGGAUCAUCGUUUUCAUAGUGCAGAACAAUCGUUUGCACAAUUAUUGAAUGUUCUAGAUCCAUCACAACUGCAGCACCUGAAUCUUGGUAUAGUUGACUAUGUUGUGAUCAUCUAUGGAUAUGCCACUGCUCUUCUUGGAAUAGGGCAGCCUGAGGAACUAGCAAAAGCUGAAGAUCAUUUUAAUAAGAUAAUUGAACAGUAUCAGAAAGUAAGGUUUAAUUGCUUGGCACACUAUGGAAUUGGAAAGGUAUAUUUGAGACAGAACAGAUUUUCAGAAGCUCUAGACCAAUUCACGAAAUCAAAGUUUAUGACUGGUUAUAAGAUUGUGCCUGGUGUAUUAACAUGGCCUACAACUUUUGAAGUUAUCGAAGAGACACGGACAGAAAGAUUACAAGUUAUGCUGGAGGACUGUAUUGAAGAAUGCAAGUUUCCUCCAAAUCCAGAUGCAGUUUGUCGCUAUCAACAGUGCCAAGCACGUAAAAUCAAAAUAUAUUUUAGUGAUCCAGAUUUCAAGGGUUUUAUACGUGUUGCUUGCUGUGAACAGUGUAUAGUGGAGUUUCAUGUAAGCUGUUGGAAAAAGCUGAAAUCUACAAAAUUCAAUGAUAAAAAUGACAAGGAUUUUCUUCACCAAAUCUGCUUCACUUCAGAUUGUAGAGGCUUCAUUUCAAAAAUUGUUGUCUUCAGUUCAUCUGGUCUUAUGAAAUGUGAGUUCGAGCAUAAAAUAAAAACCAAGAAUUCCCCAAGGCCCAUUGUUAAACAGAAAUGUUCAAGUUCUAGGAACUUAAAGUUAAAACAUGAAAAAAAACUGAGAAGAAAAUUUAUGAAAGAAACAGCCUUGAACUCCACAAAAGAUAUGGCAGAUGAAUAUCAAAGAGGAAACAGUGUACCAAAACAUAAUACAUAUAAAGGAAGUGUUCAGAAGUGGUUAACUUCUGGUGAUACUGUCCUGCAGCUUAUUAUACAGAGCACUGAGAAAAUAAAGACAGGUGUACAUGAUAUUUCAAAACUUCUUAAUGAACUACUUUCAUGGAGGGCAAUUAGCAAAGAGGACUACGCUGGGUAUACUACAAGAAGUACUUCAUCUAGUGAAAUAAUGGAAGAACUCAUAAACUACUUAAUUCAGGAAAAAAACAGAGUGAAGACAAGAAUUUUUAUUCAUGUUUUAAGUGAGUUUGAAGAAAUGGAUCCCAAACUGCGUGAUUGGAUGACUCACCUUAACAAAAAAGGUUUAGAAGCUUCAGAAAUAUUUUUAUGUCGUUAUACAUAUGCUGUACUGCAGCUUGACCUCAGCCUUGUAAUGGCUCUCUGGAAUGAAACUUAUGGUAUUAAGCUGGAUGGUAUUCUGAGUUGCUCACCUCAAGAUUACAAUGAAAUCUUGAACUUCUUUUUUAACUCAACUGAUGUUCAGCUUCGCUGUUUUAUAUGGCUGUUGGAAGAGAAUAGAGAGAAUUUUCCAUCUUUUCAUCAAUUUUUAGAUGAAUACUUUGAUAAAAUGGAUCAUCCUUUUACUGUAUUAAAGAAGCAAGAAAUUGAAACUACUCCAAAUAAUGGUAUCAAAGUAAAAAACAGAAACAGAAAGAAACCGAAGGAAUCAAGGGCUAUUUCAGUUCUCUCUGGAGGAGUUGGUGCAUCAACUCGAGAGGAAGACAAUAUAUUUUCAGAAGAAAAUGCAUUAAGUUUUAUGAAUCCAUGUGAGCCUUUCAGAAUUCCAGAUUACCUUUAUGAUCAAGUUGAGGAAUUUGAAGCUUUAUUUAAUGUUUCUUCCAGUAGCAGUUACCAGAGAAUGUUGGACAACUAUCCAGACACAACUUGUGAAAACUUGUAUGACUAUUUCUCUCAAAUCUUGGAAGAACAUGGCCCAAUGGAAAUUGAUAGUCCACUGUUAAUUGGAGAAUAUGAAUACUUUCCUGUAGCCACCCGUAAGAUUGUGGAAGAUGCUGGUGGCCUGAAAUCUUUCCUGUUGCAGUCUUUGCGUUUUAUUAUGAUGGGUGACCUUAUUGGUUUGAUGAAACAUGCAGUUAUGCUGAAUGAAAAUGUAGAUGUCUCUGGAGUUGAAAAAAAAAAUAGAAAUGGAGAUUAUUCAACCUGCCUGACUUGUCAAGAACAGAAUUCUGAAAGCAAACUACAUUUAAAUCCAGCUGCUAAGGAGUUUAAGCCUGUCUCUCAUAUUAAUAAAUCUCAUGUACCAACAAGAACUGACUCAGUAGCCAAUUGUAAUCAAGAAUAUAUGACUACCAGCCAUUCCUCUUUUAAUCCUUUUGUUCCUACAUAUCCUUUUUCUAGUCAGACAACUGACACAAUAACAGCAUCACUAUCUACGUCAAAAGUAUCAUUGCCAUCAGCUUUGUCUGAAAACCACCCAGUAUUUCUAAAUGAAGUUCCUUCAGACUCUCAAAGUGAAAGAACUUUUCCAGUCAUUACUCAAAUAUUGUUUAUGCCAGAUGUAUCAGAUCAGUCUAAUUAUAUAUAUGAAAGUUAUGAUGCUUACCUUGAUAGUGAUCCAGAAGCAAUAGGCAACAAUUAUAGCAUUGGUAAUCUUAUGGCAAGUAAUGAAGAGCAGAAGUUCCAGAAGCUUCCAUGUGUGCUAGCAAAAUCAGAAAAUCAACCUUAUGAUAAGAUUGACCAUUACAGUAAUGAAGCUAGAUCUAGUUCUGUUUCUGAUAAGAAAUCUGUGAUAAGAAACAAUCCCCCUUCCAGGAUGAUCGCUAUUCAGGUAGAUCGUGAACUGACAGAUGCAGGAGUUAAUACUUUGCCUUUCCAUCCAUAUGAAAUUCAGCAGGGAGAUAUGUUACGUAUGGAGAAAGAGCAUCAGGUACUACAAGAACAACUUAAAGACGCAAAUGGAAAAUACGAACAAGUAAAAUGUCGAAGCUCUGAAGAAAUCAGUGUUUUAGAAGAAGAAUUAAAAAGAAAUAUUGAAGGAAACAAGCUUGGCAAAAAAGAACUGGACUGGUUUCACACAGAUUUAGAAGUGAUGAUAAAAAGAUGGCAACAGGAAAAAAAAGAAAAUCAAGAGGGAUUAAAAACAAGAAAGAGUAAAAUAAGAACACUGACAGAUGCGAAUGAGAUGUACAAGAGAAACAUUGAUGAGAAAGAGAUGCAGUACAAAUUAUAUUUGGAUGAAUUCCUUGAGAUCAGCAAUAAAUUUGAAAAUGAGAAAGUAAAAAUGGAAGAGCUUAUUAAAAAAAGUCGCAAUGACUAUCUUGAGAGUGUUAAGCAUGCUAUUGCAGCAGAGGUGUUGGUCCUUGAAAACUGGAAGAAUGCUGAGUUAUUCAAGUUGCGUGGAAAGGCAGCACACGCAAAAGCCACUCUUAAAUGCCUAAAGAUCAUGAAUAGUUGCUCGUCAUCACCUGAUAUGAAGCUUCAAAUGGAUUCAUUGGAGUCCUUUAUUUCUAAUAUCAAAGAAGAAAUGGAAAAAGCAGAGAGUCAGUUUGAAGAGAGAAUUUGCAUGGUAAAAAAUGGUACCCAUCUAAACAGUAUCUCCAAAGUAGAAAUUGCUGAACUUGAGCUUCCUCCCAUUCUGUCGUCAGCAAUGCAUGAGAAACCUCCAAUUAAUGAUCCAGCUAUUGUCAUGUAUUCAGCUGGGACCCCUCACGUGCCAUCUAACUUACUUGAUAUGCUUUCAAGCGUUAAUGAUAACAGUCCCCUUCAUUCCACAAUUAAUAAGCAUGUUGGAAGUAAAACAUCACAUAAAAAUUAUCAUGUGCCCUUUUCUGCACAUGAAGAAUCUGGUGAAGCGCUCCUUGAAGGUGCAGGAAAGUCACAGUUUGAUACACAGUGUCUAUCCAAGUCACUGAGGAACUCAGUAAGACAUGUCCAGGAUAUCCAGUUACAGCACAGUACUAUAGAAGAACCAGCAGCAUCUGCAAGACUGGACUAUAAUAGAGCUGCAGACAAGUCGCUUUCUCCACAGCUGAGUGAAAGUAUUAUUGACCAACUUAGGACUAUAUUCCCAGACUAUACGAGUUCAGAUUUUGAAACAUUUAUAAAAGAAGUAAAAGUCAACAAUAGAAACAAAAUGAGCAUGGAUGAACUCCUUAACUUUAUUCUGGAUCAUGAAAACAAGAAGAAGAUUAACUCCUCUCCAGCAAAAAUUGCAAAACCAUCCUCCUCCAAUUCAGGACAGAGAAGAAAUCAGACUCAAAAGAUAAAGACAUUAAAACAGAAUGUGCCUAGUACACCCAACACAAGGCAUGAUAAUGAAAACAUAAAGAAAAAAACUUUCCCACCUGCAUCAACUCAGCUGCCUUGGAAAACCGAUGGAGGAAUAGCAAAAUCUAAGUGGAAGAGGUUUAGUGAUGCCACUGAUAAUGAUCCAUGUGUGAUAUGUCAUGAGGAACUUAGCAUGGAAGAAUUCAGUGUGCUAGACUGUGGACACAAGUUUCACAAACUGUGUAUUGGCUUAUGGAUUAAGGAGCAUAGUACAUGUCCAACAUGUCGUCGUCAUGUUUUGUUACCUGAAGAUUACCCUGAGCUUCCUGGACGAAACAGAUGUACCUGAAAUUCUGUUGCCAUGUGCCGUCAGUUAUGAAGUGUUACAUUUUAGAUGUAGUAAACAUGUAGUAUAGUUUCUGCCAUUGUUCUUGACUUCUGGUCAAAUGACUAUUUCACACUGUGUGUCCUUCAGCUGCUUCUCGGGGGACGUAGCAUAUUAUUCAAUAAUGCUCUUGUCUCUCGUAAUAAGUAUUAAGUGUCUUGGCUGUACUGUAGCAAAAUUGUUAAAUUUACCAGUUGUCAGACUCUGUCUAAUACAUAUUAUUCAGUUGAAAAGUAAUACAAGCAAAAAAUUUAGUGUAGAUUUGUUUUCUAACUUCUGUGGAUAAAAUAAUGGAAGAUAUGAACUAAAAAUCAUGGAAGGUGUUCAAAUUAAGGAGAAACUUCAGUACAUUGGUAGACUGGUUAAUUCUCAGUGAUUGGUCAUCUUUAGCAAAUUUGAAGAUUACAGCUUCUAGGAGUACAGUUGUUGUUUGUAACAUCCAUUUUAUUCCCAUGUUACUGCCUGGUUUUUAAAAAUUUCUAGAUAAUUUAGAGUUGGAUCCAAAGAGCCACUGGUGGGAGAUAGAGGUAACUUCUAGAGCUUAUUCAGUGGUAUAAGUGGGCUCUGAACCAGUCCUAAUGCUGCCAUAAGUAGGUCAUCACCCUUUGAUUUAUCAUGAUCACUUUUGUGCAACAUUCUUGAUACUGAUGUGAAACAGGCUUUUGUUGAAUUAAAGGCAUCUCUGGAUCCAGCCCAUGACAUUGUAAUGCUUUUAUAGUGGUAUAUUAAAAUCUAGUAACUUUAGACCUACAUUUUAAUAAAGUAGCUUUUAAUAAAA